Messenger RNA from Bipolaris oryzae ATCC 44560, 876 nucleotides. RefSeq lists its product as uncharacterized. The coding region runs from base 1 to 876 and encodes 291 amino acids. The transcript is spliced from 2 exons. Lineage: Eukaryota; Fungi; Ascomycota; Dothideomycetes; Pleosporales; Pleosporaceae. The record is from RefSeq and is a predicted model, not a curated record.
AUGACCAGUCCAACGCCGACUUGCACGGUGAAUGGAAAUGAUUGUGCAAAACUACAGUCGAGCUGGAGUAUGGCUCAUACAACAGAAACCCCAAUCCCAGACUUCCCGGUUCCAUGCACGACAUACAGAGCCUGCUCUUCUGUUUCCGCCGGUCCAUGCAGCCUGGUGGGAUCCAGUGUAAAGAUCUACUACUGGCCAACACCAGCAACUCAGCCACUCUGCCCUCAAACAAACACACUCAUGUCAACCAGUCAUCCAACGCCAAAAGCAGCAAAACCCGAGUCACCUGUGGUGAAGGUGAUUGACGGUCUGACAGUUACUUCGCCUUCGAUCUACAUAUCGAUACCAACAUUGUACGGGCAGUUCGGUGGGGUGCCAACAUAUCGAUUCACUGGCUGUGGUUCUGAACUAACGUCUCUAACACUAUCAAUCCCACAAUCGCCUAUUUCCACACUUACUAGACAGUCGAGGGGAAGGAGACCCACAUUCGAGAAUCCGAAGUCUUUUGCGCUGAGCACGUUGAACUGGCCGGUUUCGGCAACAAAAAUUUGCUCGGAAGUGACGAUUUGUGAAUGGAACGAUGCCAUAAGCACUUGCACGGACGUACUUAGCACUAGAUGUGCGACACCAACAAUCAACCCGUAUAAUUACGACCCGGCGCUUUUGCUGCCGACUGGCCUGGUCAGCCUGGCCGCAAAGAAAGAAGGCAGCUACCAGAGCUGUGUGGUUCACCCUGCGGCUGCUGCCGAUGCGACUUGGAUCCCAAUUACGACGCUUGCAGGGGAUCCAAGGUAUACCCAGGGAUGGUCAAGUACUUCGACGAUACCUCCAAUUACUCUUACGGCCGUACCUACACCCGAAAUCACUUCCAGUUGA